GCAGUAAUGGGUUGAUUACACCUAACGAGUACAGUGGCGAGUCAGUAAAUGAGCUCUCGGCCGAGAGAGUCGCCGUUACCGAGUGGGUGUUCACACGUAUUUACUACAGUGGGGAGUCAGUUCAGUUUUGAUCACGCUCUGCAAUGGAUCGCAAAAAAAAAGAAUUUAAACGGGUUUUCAACCGGCUGUUACCAGACAUUAUUAAACAAUUGUGGGAUUUAUUAGAAGAUGAAGACCGAAGAAUUUGGACCAGAACAUGGAUUUUAAGGCGAACUGUCCUUGGAGCAACUAAUAGCCUUUUUAAUGGAUUGCAGUCAGAAGAUCCCAAAGAAUUCAAGGCACUUUUGAGAAUGACUGUAGAACGUUUUGAGACAUUGCUGGAGAACAUAACACCAUAUAUACAAAGACAAGAUACAAUUUUGAGAGAAGCUAUACCAGCAAAGGUUAAACUGCAAGUAACAUUAAGUUAUUUAGCAGCUGGGAUAAGCUAUCGAUAUUUGCAAGCAUUUUAUAGAGUGUCUCGAUCUGCGAUAUCAGUGUUUAUACCAGAAGUACUGGACGCCAUCGUAAACUAUUUAGAAUUAUAUGUGAGGAUACCAGAUCAUAAUGAAUGGCAAGAAAUUGAAGAUGGUUUCAGAACUAGGUGGAAUUUUCCUGGAUGUCAUGGUGCCAUCGAUGGCAAACAUGUUUUGAUUGAUGCGCCUCCAAAUUCUGGAAGUGAAUAUUUCAACUACAAAGGUUCGAACAGUAUUGUUUUACUGGCUGUAGUUGACCAUGAUUAUUGUUUUCGCUAUUUAAAUGUAGGAGCAAAUGGCAGAAACUCUGAUGCAGGAAUUUUCAGACAAAGCUCACUACGUCACAGUCUCGAAAAUAAUUUAUUACCAAAGGGAGGUUUUUUAGUGGGCGAUGAUGCUUUCGCAUUAAAAACGUAUUUACUUAAACCGUAUAGUGGUACCAAUCUUACAACGACGCAAAAAAUUUUUAACUACCGCUUAUCCAGAGCGCGCAGAAUAGUUGAAAACGGAUUUGGUAUUCUGGCAAGCAGAUUUCAAAUUUUCCAAAGGCGUAUACCAACUGAUGUUGACACAACUGAUAAAAUCAUACGAGCCUCAUGCGCUCUUCAUAAUUGGCUACGAAAGACAAGUUCAAGUACAUAUUUUCGGCGAGGUUGUGUUGAUGAAGAAGACACUGAUUCAGGCACUAUAACUGAGGGGUCUUGGAGACGAGAACUUAUUAACAACUUGCCAAACAUUACCGACCACAACACAAACUAUGCAGGGAGGGUAGCAAGAGAUUUACGUAACAAAUAUGCAGAAUACUUCUCCGGCCCAGGCGCCGUUCCAUGGCAAAAUAGAAUGAUUAACUAAAAGACCUACAUAAGUAAUAGUUAUGUUUUAAGUUGUAAAAACGUAAAUAAAAAUUGAUACUCACAUU
Messenger RNA from Maniola jurtina (meadow brown), 1434 nucleotides. RefSeq names its product putative nuclease HARBI1. The coding region runs from base 144 to 1367 and encodes 407 amino acids. Lineage: Eukaryota; Metazoa; Arthropoda; Insecta; Lepidoptera; Nymphalidae. The record is from RefSeq and is a predicted model, not a curated record. The transcript is spliced from 2 exons.